AUGGGGGUUCAGAGGAACGCCAAUGUUGUUGUUCAUGAUGGGGACGAUGAUGAUGGUGACGAUGAUAGUUGUGGCGACGAUGAUGGUGGUAAAGAAGAUGGUGACGAUUGUGGUAGGAAUGAUGAUCAUGAACAUGAUGCCAAUGAUGAUGAUGAUAGUGACGGUGAUGAUGACGAUGAUGAUGCUGGAGACAGCAACCCAUCUGGGGAUACCAACCCAUCUGGAGACAGCAACCCAUCUGGGGAUACCAACCCAUCUGGGGAUACCAACCAAUCUGGGGAUACCAACCCAUCUGGAGAUACCAAACCAUCUGGAGAUACCAACACAUCUGGGGAUACCAACCCAUCUGGGGAUACCAACCCAUCUGGGGAUACCAACCCAUCUGGGGAUACCAACCCAUCUGGGGAUACCAACCCAUCUGGGGAUACCAACCCAUCUGGGGAUACCAACCCAUCUGGGGAUACCAACCCAUCUGGGGAUACCAACCCAUCUGGGGAUACCAACCCAUCUGAGGACAGCAACCCAUCUGAGGAUAACAACCCAUCUGGGGAUACCAACCCAUCUGGAGAUACCAACCCAUCUGGGGAUACCAACCCAUCUGGAGAUACCAACCCAUCUGGGGACAGUGUAGAUAGGCACACGUCACACCAUGGCCUCGAUGACCCCGGGUUCCACCCUCCUCUUAUCGGAUUAUCCUCCAAAGAUCAGCACACAAGAACCAUCAUCGUCUGCUAG
Messenger RNA from Physella acuta, 735 nucleotides. Its product is annotated as dentin sialophosphoprotein-like. NCBI's taxonomy places the organism in Eukaryota, Metazoa, Mollusca, Gastropoda, Physidae. The record is from RefSeq and is a predicted model, not a curated record.